CGACAUCGUGUUGAGUGAGCUAGUGCGUAAAAGCGUUGGUUGUUUUGAUUCCUAGUUCCUUCCCGGUACCACUUCCUGAGAAAGCAAAGAAAAACCGACAACCCAAUCGAGGGAUAGGAAAUGAAGAAGUCACCGUUACCGGUGCAGACCAUACGUGGCUCCGAUAAGCAGGUAUGCGGAAAGGAAGGAUUGGUGAAGCUUCUGAGGUGGCAUUUUGGUUAUGCUGAUUUCAGAGGCACGCAAUUGGAUGCUAUCCAAGCUGUUCUCUCUGGGAGAGACUGUUUUUGUUUGAUGCCAACUGGAGCUGGGAAGUCAAUGUGUUAUCAGAUUCCUGCAUUAGCUAAACCUGGAAUUGUUCUUGUUGUUUCUCCUUUAAUAGCCUUGAUGGAGAACCAAGUGAUGGCAUUGAAGGAGAAAGGAAUUGCAGCUGAAUAUCUUUCUUCAACCCAAACAUCGGAUGUUAAAAACAAGAUCCAUGAGGACCUUGAUUCUGGCAAACCAUCAGUUAGGCUGCUAUAUGUAACACCAGAAUUGAUUUCAACACUGGGAUUUAUGUCAAAGCUGACUAAGAUUUACACUAGAGGGUUGUUGAAUCUCAUUGCCAUAGAUGAGGCACAUUGCAUCUCAAGUUGGGGCCACGAUUUCAGGCCUAGCUACCGUAAGCUUUCAUCUUUGAGGAGCCGCCUUCCAAAUGUACCAAUAUUGGCUUUGACAGCUACGGCUGUUCCUAAAGUUCAGCAGGAUGUGAUGGAGUCCUUAUGCCUGCAAAACCCUUUAGUCCUAAAAUCUUCAUUCAAUCGUCCUAAUAUAUAUUAUGAAGUUCGUUACAAAGACCUUCUAGUUGAUGCCUAUGCUGAUUUGUCUGAUCUUCUCAAAUCUUAUGGAGAUGUUUGUGGAAUAGUAUACUGCCUUGAACGGACAACCUGUGACGACUUAUCUGCUCAUCUAUCAAAAAGUGGCAUUUCCUGUGCUGCGUAUCAUGCAGGACUGAAUAAUAAGGUGCGGACGUCUGUUUUAGAUAAUUGGAUUUCUUCUAAGAUACAAGUUGUUGUGGCCACGGUAGCUUUUGGGAUGGGUAUAGAUAGAAAGGAUGUCAGAAUUGUUUGCCACUUCAAUAUUCCUAAGUCAAUGGAAGCCUUCUAUCAAGAGUCAGGUAGAGCUGGCCGUGAUCAAUUACCCUCAAGAAGUCUGUUGUACUAUGGAAUGGAUGAUCGCAAAAGAAUGGAAUUUAUUCUUAGCAAUGCCAAGAACAAGCUACCAUCCUUGGGUUCACAGGAAGAUUUGCCAAAAAAGUCCCUGACUGACUUUACUCAGGUGAUGUCUGAACUGUAUCUCUAUAUCAUUAAUGUUUUAUGGUGGCUGAAUACAAAAAUAUACAGAUGGUUGAGUAUUGUGAAGGUUCUAGAUGCCGAAGGAAAAAAAUUCUUGAGAGUUUUGGCGAGCAGGUAUUCUAAUGUACCCGCAUCGCUAUGUAGAAAAUCAUGUGAUGCCUGCAAACAUCCAAACCUAGUAGCUAAGUAUCUGGAGGAGCUCACAACUACUUGUGCUGUUAGGCAGAAGAGUAGUUUUUCUCGAAUUUUUAUAAGCAGCUCCUCAGAUAUGAUUGAUGGAGAACAAUCUUCUGAAUUCUGGAAUCGUGAUGAUGACACAAGUGGAUCUGAUGAAGAUAUAUCUGAUUCUGAUGCCCCUAAACUACCAGAUGCUACUGAGGUUGUCAAGAGCCUCGCCAAGUCGAAGUUACCAUCAAAGUCAGGGCUAAAUGAAAAGAUUGAGUUAUUGCAGCGUGCAGAAGAAAGAUAUUACCAGAAUAAUUUCUCUAAUAGAAAGGUUGAUAAACUUGAUAAGAAUGUUAUAUCCGAGACUCUGAGGGAAUCAAGCAAGCAAAGAUUACUAAAUGCGCUAAAGCAGGCUCAACAGCGGCUUGGCAACUUUAAGCUUGAGGUGGAAGUAUCUGCUUGUUUCCUUGAAAAUGAGUGCUACAAGAAAUAUGGGAGGACUGGGAAAUCAUUUUAUUAUUCACAAGUGGCGAGUACUGUGAGGUGGCUAUCAACCACAAAUUCUUCAGAAUUAACAAAUCGGCUUGGCAUCACUGCCAAUGCCCAGUCGGAGGACGUUGCUUCUAAAGCAGAGCCUCCUACAACACCAUUGCUUUCAUUGGAUCAGGGACCAACGGAAAGCACAAGCAAAGAUCUCAAUGGCAGAGCUAGAACAGAAAGUUCUGCAUGUACUUCCCCAAUACAAAGUGCUUCUUCCAGUGCAAAGCUUCCUGAAAUUCCAUCCUUCUCAAAUUUUGUUAGCAGCAGAAAGGCAAUAGACAACCGGUCUAAUACUUCACAAAAGCACUCACCUAAAAGAGUUCAGAAGAACCUAGAGAAGAGGAUGAGGCUGCAAUAGGUGGAAAUUUUAGGGUCUUCUCAUAUAUAUUGUUUAUUUUUCAAUGGCUGUACACGAUCUUAAUAUAAUUCUGCUUUUGUUUUUAGUCGUGAACUUUAUAAUUUUGUUGAGUCAUAAUUUUUGAUUGCAACAUUUCCUUACUUGAAAGUAAAUUUGGUGAUGGGGAACAUGGAGACAGAAGAGAAGAGAAGAAUGGCCUGAAUACUCCCAAGGUAAAUUAAUAUAUAUGUGCGUCUUUUAUUUGACGCGGUGUUUAGGAAUUGGUUAUUAGAGACGUGACACACAUGAGAAGAAAAGAAUUGCAUUUUGGAUUU
Molecule: messenger RNA, 2708 nt
Organism: Quercus lobata
Lineage: Eukaryota; Viridiplantae; Streptophyta; Magnoliopsida; Fagales; Fagaceae
Gene: RECQL3
Product: DEAD/DEAH box RNA helicase family protein
Exons: 18
Coding region: 121-2394 (757 amino acids)
Biological process (GO): double-strand break repair via homologous recombination
Cellular component (GO): cytoplasm; chromosome
Molecular function (GO): nucleic acid binding; four-way junction helicase activity; ATP binding
Source: RefSeq, a predicted model, not a curated record